AUGUCGACUCAAAAAGAUGGCGAUCCGCUUCCCGUGGACUCGAAGGAAGACACUGAGAACAAAAGUCAGUCAAAGAUCUCAUCGCCGGAAGUUAAAACCGGAAUCCCACCUGUUAUUCUUCCUCUACUACCCUAUAUUGAUCAUUCAACCAUGCCUGCGUCUCGGAAAAGACCACUCGACGAGGAGCAGCCAUCGGAACAAAAGCCUACAACCAAAAAAUGGAGAUAUCCUGAACCAAGCAAUCCCCUUCCCACCUUGUCCCCUUCUCAGAAGGCUAAAAUUCGGGUACAAGCCGCCAAGGAUACUCUCAAAAAGGCCAAAGAAAUUGUGGAUAGUCACGAAUCCCGCUUUGGGUUCUAUGACAAAUUUACUCACACGAAAACCAGACGACUUGACGACGGGAAACGCAAACGUCCCAUCUGUCCGAAGUUCUCCACUACCCAGGUCAAGGUCAUCGAUAAGGAUACGCUAGAUGCCGCGCUUGCCAUCGACACUGCAUCUGAUAUCAUGGGGUUCAAAAAAAGGCAGCGUGUUCUCGUGCUCAACUUUGCAAAUGCUUACCAUCCUGGGGGAGGAUGGCUGGAUGGUGACAGCGCCCAGGAAGAACAGAUUUGCUUCCGGACUACUCUGGGUUAUUUUGGCCUCCCACGUGAAUUCUACCCCAUGAAAUCCGAUGAGGGUAUCUACGUCAACAACGUCGCGCUCAUGCGUGAGAAUGAGGAGAAAGGCUUCUCGUGGAUGUGGUUGGACAAGCCAGCACUGCUCCCAGCGUUGUCCGUUAUCAGCGUGGCAGCAACGCAUGGUCCAGCUCUGGAUUCUACCCAGACCAAGUACAAGAAUGAAAGUGAGCGCACUCUUAUGGAAGAAAAGAUGCGCUGUAUUCUUCGUGUUGCAGGUGGAAACUAUCAUACCAAACUUGUGCUCGGAGCCUUGGGGUGUGGAGUCUUCUGUCAUCCCCCCGGUGAAGUUGCAGAUUGUUGGGCCAAGGUCCUUGUUGAGGAGGAGUUCAAAGGAUAG
Messenger RNA from Penicillium cataractarum, 1017 nucleotides. RefSeq lists its product as uncharacterized. The transcript has a single exon. The record is from RefSeq and is a predicted model, not a curated record. Bases 1 to 1017 code for a protein of 338 amino acids. NCBI's taxonomy places the organism in Eukaryota, Fungi, Ascomycota, Eurotiomycetes, Eurotiales, Aspergillaceae.